UUGUAAACAGGAAAUGUAUUUCUCGCCGGUUGUGGUAUUGAUGCAGUAAAUCGCUUGGAAGCGAGUGGUGUACCAUUCACUCUAUAUUUUGUUGUAUUUUAUACUAGUCACAAAAUAUGCGUUUACAGGACCGAAUUAGCUUAGCUAUGCAACAUGGCUGACUUGAGACCUUGUAUUAGAUGUGGUGUGUUCUAGCGGUAUGAUUCAUUUGUACCAUUACUCGGAAGUCUACUGGACAAUUUUAAAAUGCUUAACGUCGCUACUAACGCAAAACAGGACCAUAUGAAAGCAUGAAACGAUACUAUUUGUAGCCAUAUUAAUUUACAACAGUCGUGUAUUGUGUCCCUCUCAUGAGCGCUCGCCAGUGGAGCAAAGAGGUUACAGAGACAUUAUAACGACUUUGGUGGUUACCAAUGGAGACAGGAGACGCCUAAUCAGAUUUAGCUAGCAUUAGCUAGCUAGCUACUCUCACACUUAACGUUACCAGCAGAUUCAACAUGGCUACAAAACCGAAGGGCAAACCAGCCAAAAGUUCAUUCAGAGAUGACGACAUUCUUGACAGUUUAUUGGAUGAUAAUAAACAUCCGGUAAGGGGGAGAGCAAGUCGUGGUGGACCCUUGACUCGCUCCUCUGCCACUGAUAACAUCUUCAGCAUGCUAGCGGAGGAGGUAAAGAAGGAUGAUGGGGACACUGAGGACUCGGAUGUCUCAGCAGCAGAUCCUAAAGACAUGCUGAAAAACAUGAAGGACAUGGAUGAUAUGGAUGCUGACCUUUUUGUAUCAAAGAAAAAGCCUAGUUCAGCCCCUGCACAGACAAAGCCGUCUGGUAAUGAAGGGCCAAAGAAAGACUCUACUGCAUCAGAAAACAAUGUAAAACCAGAGGGAGCAGAUGAACCCACAACAGGAGGGAGGAAGCCAAACUCUGCGCCGUCUACGUCUACAGUGCGGAACUACAAGAAGUUCACCUUCUCUGAUCUAGAUGACCCCGUGGGUGACCUACUUGAUGACUUGCUCCCAGAUGAAACCAAGCCUGAAUCGAAAUCUAGCGUGCAGCAGACCAAACCCAAACAAUCUGUGCAAUCUCCUUCAGCAUCUCCAAUCUUAAAGAGUAAAACAUCUAAAGCAGCAAAGACAGCAGGUGAUCUUUCGUUUGAUGAUGGUAAGGAUGACCUGAUGGAUGCACUCGGAUUUGACAGUGAUAAAAACGAUCCCAAGAAAAAAGAGACUCCGCUUUGGUCCAACAGGGAAAGGAGCGAGCCCCCUCAAAGAGCUCGCACUAGACUGGACGAGAUUCUGGAGAGUUUGACUUCGCCUCGUCUUCUGGAGCGACCACCCACGGGUGAGAGGAAGGACCAGCCUCAGUCUCAAGAGAAGCAGCAGCAGCAGCAGGAGAAGACCACCAGUGUGAAAGAACCGCCUUUAGAAGAUGAUCUCACAUUUGGGUCCUAUCAGCCCACUUUGGGAUCCACGCCUGAAGGACGCCAGUCCCGCAGACAGUCUGUCAGAUUUUCCACAGAGGAUGUCAGUACCUCUACCCCGGAAAAGAAACCAAAACCCACCACCCCCACCCCCACUCGACACCGCAAUUCAGCCGACUGGUUAGGUCUCAAGACAAAUGACGAUAGUACAUUUCUAGAGGAUGAGACCAAAGAGACCAAGACUUCCACAGAGUCUCCAAAGUUUCCCUCCUCUCCCUCAUUGGAGAGAAAGCCCUCCCUGACUGCUAUUCAUACCACAUCUUCUGCAAAAAUGGCACCAGAACUGGAGACCCCAGCCCCAACUGUUAAUACGGCCAAACAAACCGAGCCAGAGGUUUCCAAAAUCCAGAGGAAAGAGGAGGAGGAAGAUGACUGGUUAGCUGGAGCGCUGAGCAGGAAGAAGGCUCUGUCAGCUUCAAACUCUGAGGCAAAGACAUCCAAGCAGGAGGAUUCGUUAGGCCUGGGAGAAGAAGUGGAUCUGGAGUCGUUUGUCAGCAAACAAGCCACUUCAGAGGCUCCCAGGGGCAGAGAGGACACUCUUACAUCUGUCAAAGAAACUAGUAACACUUUCCUUGGACAGCCCGGCCCCGCUGCUCACUCCACCCCUGUCAGAGAAGAGAGGCCCAAGCAAGAUUACCCUUCUCAGCUUACUGGUCCUGCGCCAGUCUCUGCUCCUAGCAUUAACCAGCCCCAGCCCCAGUCCAGUAAGGGAUCCAGGGUGCUAAGAGGGCACAAUCAGGCUUCGGAUGAAACCCCUCAACAGAUGCCAUUUCCCAACCUUUUGUCAACUACACUGCCCAGCACAGUGGGGUCAGUUCCACAGCAAAACACAUCAACUGCGGUCCAACAGCAGGUGAUGUUUUCAGCAGACAGUCUGCAGCAGCUGCUACUACAACAGCAGAUGAUGCAGUCUCAGUUGCUGGGUCUCGGGGGUGUUAUGGAUGCAGGGGUCCUGCAGAGGCUCAAAGACAAAGAUCAUCAACCUGGAGAUUAUCAAGCUUUACAGGCUCGCAUCAUCCAGCUGGAGGGACAGGUGAAGACCCUGCAGCUGGAACGGGACCAGAGCCAAAUGUUGUUUGAUAGUGUCCAGCAGCGGCAUAAACAGGAUAUGGAGCUCAUGGAGAACACACACAAGGCUCGAGUGAAGCUGCUUGAGGAAUCAGCAGCCCAGAGGGAGAUACGAGCGCGGCAGGAGUGUGAAGACCUAAUGGAACGCCUGGCCACAGUAACACGAUCUGCUGAGAAGGAAUGCUCAGAGCUGCAGGCUCAGUACCAGCGCAAACUGGCCCAGGCCCAGCAGGACAGAGACCGUGAGGUGGAGAGACUCAGAGACCUCCAGAGGAAAUCUAUUUUAGAAAUGAAGAAAGACCACGAGAACCAGGUCCAGAGACUGAAGAGGUUAAAGGAUGAGGAGAUUGAUGCUGUUACAAGUGCAACAUCUCAGACGAGGUCUCUUACGGUUGUGAUCGAGCAGAUGGAGCAGUUCUCCUCUCGGCUGGGGGAGCUUUCUUCUCGGGUGGAGAGCACACAUGAACACACGGCCCAUGGCCUGGAGCAGGGGGCACGGCACAGAGACGAGCAGCUUCGAAUAAUGCAGGACCGUCUGGCGCAGCAGCAGAAAGCCAUGGCGGAGGAGAGAGCUUACCUCAAGGAAAUAAUUUCCAGGAUGGACACUCAGCUCAAUGAGCAGCAGAGACAGCUUGAGAAGGAGCGCUGGAAAAUGACAGCAGAGCAGGCCAAGGCAGAGUCUUCCCAAAGAGGCCUGGAAGAAGAGCGGCGCUCCCUCAGCAUGCAGAUCAACAUGGAGAGAGAGGAGCUGGAAAGAGCCAAGAGCGCGUUACUGGAGGAGCAGAAGUCAGUGAUGCAGCACUGUGCGGAGGAGAGGAGGAAGCUGGCAGCUGAGUGGGCCCACUUCCACACCCAGGAGAAGCAGAGGCAUGAGAGGGCUGAGCGAGAGGUCAGCAGCCUCUUGGAGAAGAGGGAGGGCUCCAUCAUCAGUCUGGCACAGGAACAGGCUGACCUAAAACUUCGAACAGCAGAGGUAAAACAGAGGGAGUUGACGGUGGCACAGGAGCGAGAGACUUUGGAGAGACUAAGAGAAGAGCUAGACAGAGAGAAAGAAAGAAUAAGCAGCACGGCCCUGAGACUCAAAACACGAGCCCAGGAGGUGGAGGCCUUCAGCAAGCUCGCUGCAGAGAAGUAUGAGGAAGGAGAGCAAGGGUUGCGGGAGGCAAAACGUGUGGAGACUGAGCAUGAGGCAAGGCUCAGAAAUAUCCAUAUCCAAACAGAGCGGCUGAGGCAGCAAGAACAGCGAAUCCUUCAGGAGCGAAGGCAGUUAAGUCAUCUGCAGAAGGAGGCAGAAAGGCUGAGGCAGGACCCUCACAUCACCUCUUUUCCACAAGUUAUUCCACCUAUUUUACCAGACUCCGGUGCAGUGUUGCCAAACCCUGAGCUGACAUCGACCCUGAACAUCCCUCCUCCUACUUCAUUUGACAACACUCAGUCCAUGGCGCUUCAGGCCAGUCUGGCUCUGUGGAAGUACACUGCAGAAAAGGACCGUGAAUACCUCCAAGAAGAGCAGAUCUUUCUAGAAAAUUUAAAGAAGAAAUCCUACAGAUCGGCUUUCAGCACAGAUUGACCAAUGUGUGCCAGUCACUCUCAAUAGGAUACAUGUUGCUUUUAAUAUGCUGAAUACUUGAAUGUGCCAUUAUGCUUCAAUUUUAUACAGCAACUUCUUAGUUUCAUUAAACAUGUUUUAGUUCAA
This is a messenger RNA of Lates calcarifer (barramundi perch), 4241 nucleotides long. RefSeq names its product fas-binding factor 1 homolog. Lineage: Eukaryota; Metazoa; Chordata; Actinopteri; Centropomidae. The record is from RefSeq and is a predicted model, not a curated record. Gene Ontology annotation, cellular component: centriole; ciliary basal body; ciliary transition fiber. Bases 498 to 4115 code for a protein of 1205 amino acids. Gene Ontology annotation, biological process: cilium assembly; establishment of epithelial cell polarity. The transcript has 31 exons.